Molecule: messenger RNA, 1119 nt
Organism: Dichotomopilus funicola
Lineage: Eukaryota; Fungi; Ascomycota; Sordariomycetes; Sordariales; Chaetomiaceae
Product: autophagy-related protein 27
Exons: 3
Coding region: 1-1119 (372 amino acids)
Source: RefSeq, a predicted model, not a curated record
AUGAAACCCUUCCCAACCUGGCUCACACCAGCCACCCUCACCUCCCUCCUCCUCCUCACCCCAACCGCAAGCACGGCCGCCACGACUCCCGCAUCCCCCCUCGCAGACGACUCCUCAUCGCCACUAGCAUGUGACAACAUCCAAGUAGAGGGCGGGCACACAUACAAUCUCCAGGCGCUUGCCGGUCCGCACGUCGUCGUCACGGGCGAGUAUACGCGGCCGACGUAUCAUAAUACGACGUAUGCUAUUGAUGUUUGUAGGGCGUUGGAGAGAGAGGGGGAGGGGGAGGGAUGUCCUGGGGGGACGAGAGUCUGCGCGAUCAAGCACCGCUGGAACCGGAAAGAGGAUAAAAUGACCGGGAUCGACCAGGUGAUUCCGCUAGUCGUAGGCGACGACAAGGCCGUAACAUGGCAAGCGAAGCGGCUCCCAGCAGACGGCGAAGGGAAGGAUGAUGCGCCAAAGGACGGGAAGAAGGAAGGGCUACGAUUGACGCUGCAGAGUGGUGCGACAUACCAGGACCGGGCGCAGCGGGCCGUGGUCGAGUUCCGGUGUAACCCGGACCUUGAAGGGGCGGAGGGGGAGUGGGAGAGUGUGGACAAGUAUAAGCCGGUGAAGGGGGAGAAGGCGCGGCGGGAGGACAAGGAUGAUGAGAAAAAGGAUGAUGGCAAGAAGGACGAUGGGAAGAAAGAUGACAACAAGAAAGAUGGAGAUAAGGUCAGCGAUCCAAGUACGCCAGAGCGGCAGGUUAAGAAGGACGAUGCGGCACUCGUCUGGGGCGGAUACAAGCGGGAACGCGACGCGGACGGCAAGGAGUUGGACACGCUGUAUCUGACGUGGUACACCAAGCAUGUGUGCGAUACGGCGGUAGACCAGCCGGUCAAGGAGAGCGAGAGCUGGGGGUUCUUUACCUGGUUUGUCAUUCUGGUCUUCCUUGGUAUCGCGGCAUACCUCAUCUUCGGCUCGUGGCUCAACUACAACCGGUACGGGGCGCGCGGCUGGGACUUGCUCCCGCACGGCGACACGCUACGUGAUGCGCCGUACCUGAUGAAGGACUUGAUUCGUCGGGCGCUCAACACACUGCAGAGCACGGGCAGUCGGGGAGGGUACUCAGCUGUUUGA